Phyllostomus hastatus (greater spear-nosed bat) is the source of this 3379-nucleotide messenger RNA. RefSeq names its product angiopoietin 4 (gene ANGPT4). Gene Ontology annotation, biological process: signal transduction. The transcript has 9 exons. Bases 371 to 1876 code for a protein of 501 amino acids. Gene Ontology annotation, molecular function: receptor tyrosine kinase binding. The record is from RefSeq and is a predicted model, not a curated record. NCBI's taxonomy places the organism in Eukaryota, Metazoa, Chordata, Mammalia, Chiroptera, Phyllostomidae.
GCACUCUGGCUGGGAGGCCGGGCCCCCUCUGGCCAGUAAAAGGGCUCAGCAGCCCUGAGGCAGAGAAGGGCCAGAGCACAGACAGGGUAGUAAGCGGGCGAGUGAGGAGGAAGGAAGGGAAAGAGGGAAGAAUAGAGGUGAGGGAGAGUCCGGAGGGGGAGCACGAGGCGGUGGGAGGAGCUGAGCAGCUGUGGCAUUUGGAGCAAGUAUAAAUAGCUGUCUGGGUGGAGCUUGGCCAAACAGGGGUUUGCAGCUGCAGCAGCUCUGAGGGCAGACCUGCCCACUGGUGGCCGCAGUGGGUGCCUCCUGGGCUCGGAGCGGGGCCCUCUGGGCUCUGACUGGACACCUAUCACCCUCCCCACAUCUUUGGAUGCUCUUCCAGCCAGCCAUGCUGCUAGGUGGCCUCCUCCUCACUGUGGCCGCGAUGACCGUGGCCCAGCGGAGGGGGCAGGAGGCGAGAGGGCGCCGCCGGGCGCACCGCGUCCAGUACGGCCAGUGCAGCUACACCUUCGUGCUGCCGGAGCCUGAGCCCUGCCCUCCAGAGCCUGAGGCCUUCAGGGCCUCCAACAGCCUCCAGAGGGACUCGCCAGCCUCGGCAUUGAACCUCGGGGACUGGCCCACCAAGCGGGUGCAACGCCUGGAGAAGGUGCUGGAGAACAACACGCAGUGGCUGCGGAAGCUAGAAAGGUACAUCCAGAGGAACUUCAGGCCGGAGCUGUCGCAGGUACAACAGCAUAUGGUCCAGAACCACACAGCCACCAUGCUGGAGCUGGGCACCAGCAUCCUGAACCAGACCACGGCCCGGGCCCGCAAGCUGACUGACGUGGAGGCUCAGGUACUGAACCAGACAUCAAGGAUGAAGAUCCAGCUGCUGGAGACCUCACUGUCCACCAACAAGCUGGAGAAGCAGCUGUUGCUACAGGGCCAUGAGCUCUACCAGCUUCAGGGCUACAACAGCGCGCUGGAGAUGCGGGUGGAAGCGCUGGAGACACAGCAGCAGGCGGAGCUGGCCAGCCUCCGCGGGCAGAAGGAGCAGCUGCGGCGCCUGCUGAGCCGCCAGAAUGGCGCCCUCACCGACCUCCAGCGCAGCCUGCGUGCCGCCAGCAGCAACUCCAACCUCCUGCAGCUCCAGCAGCACCAGCUGCUGGAGUCAGUGCAGCACCUGCUGCGCCUGGUGGCUCAGGGCACCGGUGAGCGGGCCUCCGUCGUGGCAGCCGAGCAGGUGUUCCAGGACUGCACAGACAUCCAGCGCUUCGGGGCCAAUGCCAGUGGCAUCUACACCAUCCGUGUGGCCAAUAUGACAGAGCCCAGGAAGGUUUUCUGUGACAUGGAUACCAAUGGAGGUGGAUGGACCCUAAUCCAGCGCCGUGAGGAUGGCAGCGUGAAUUUUCAGCGGAAAUGGAAAGAUUAUAAACAGGGCUUCGGUGACCCAGCUGGGGAGCACUGGCUGGGCAAUGAGUUGGUGCACCAGCUCACCAGCAGGGCAGCCUACUCUCUGCGCCUGGAGCUGCAAGACUGGGAAGGCAACAAGGCCUAUGCCCAGUAUGAGCAUUUCCAGCUGGGCAGCGAGGAGCAGCUGUACAGGCUUUCUCUGAGCGGGUACAGCGGCUCAGCGGGGCACCAGAGCAGCCUGGUGCUGCAGGGCACCAACUUCAGCACCCAGGACGCAGACAACGACAACUGCCUCUGCAAGUGCGCCCAGAUGUUGUCUGGAGGGUGGUGGUUUGAUGCCUGUGGCCUCUCAAACCUCAACGGCAUCUACUACCCAGCUCACAACCACGUGCGCAAGCUCAACGGCAUCCGCUGGCACUACUUCCAGGGCGCCAGCUACUCGCUGCACGCCACGCGCAUGAUGGUGCGCCCCACUGGCAUCUAACGGCAGCCUCGCGUGGAGGCUGGACACACAGGAGGAGACAGGACUUGGCGUUCCCUGGAUGAGCAGGACCCAAAACAGGACACAGUGCCAGGGCCUGGGCCUGGACACCGGGGUCUCCUGAGCCAGCGCUCCUUGCCCCAGGAGUCCCCAAGAUGUCCCCCUGUCCCCCUCAGGUUGUGAAACUGUGGGCGUUUAGGGGUUCCUGUCUCUGCAGGAUUGCUCCUUCUCUUUCCUCCAGUCGUCUGCAGGGGUGGGGGACACAGGGGCGCUGUCAUUGUGAGGGUCACGUUGCCCUGAAUGAGCUGGGAACAGAUGGCUUGGCUCCUCAAAAGAGUGCUUGGCUGACGGUAGAAUUUCAGGCAGGUGGGAAGGUCUUUGCAGGCAGGAAACUGUUUGGGUUUCCCGGGUUGGUGGGAAGGCCAUCUCCUGUCCCAAGCUUUCUCAGCCUUGAGAUGUCCUUGAGCUUUCUGUCCAAGGCUGCAUAUACCCCAUAAUAGGGGUCAUUACUGUCACCCCACACUGUCAACUGUUCCUGGGCCCCAACACCCGGAGCUCAGCCCUGGCCUCUCAGGGGCUCCAGGAGAGCUAAGAGAGAUUCCUUUACCCCCAGCAGGUCCCAGAAUGCGCCCCACAGAGAACAACUCCGACUCCCCUCUCAGAGUACCCAUGGUCAAGUGCGAGCGAAGCACCAGGUAAAAUCGACGUGAACAGGCAUUCUUAGCUGCAGGACUUGUCAGAGCCUGUAUGUGGCUGCCCACAUGGGGGCCAGAGCGGGCAGCUCUGUCCAAAUUUACUUAUUUGAAAAUGGGCCCUGUUUAUGCCCUGUGUAUGCUGUGGAUGCCCUUGGAAAAGGUCAGUCCCCAAGUGUCAUGAGGAGGAGCCCCAGGGUUCCAUCCCCCACCCCCAGCUACUCACCCUUUCUGGCCAUAAGAGCCACAGUGAUGGUCUCAAACAGUCUCUACAAACAACUGGAAGGGAACUUGGAUUAAGGCAGGCACACAGCAUCCCUGAGGAAGGGUCUAGAACUAAGUUUCCUGCCUAUGCCCUGGGACAGUGCUCUCCGGGGCUCCUUCUGGCCCCGGACGCCAGCUCGCGGCCUAGGGCUGCCCUCGGCACUCCCUGGAAGCCCAGCUCAGCCCAGCUCAAGUACGGGCACAGCCGGAACUGUCCUCACUGCCUUGGGCAGGACACCAGUCUCUGGGUCCCAUCCUCCCAGGUCUAACCCGGGAACCCCUAGCCCUCUCCUCCUGCCCCAGCCAAUGUGGUGCUACAGCUGGGACCUGGGGCACCAGGGGCGCCUCAUGAGCUUCUUUCAGAGGACAAAGUCAGAGGGAGGCCACAGCCACUCUGCCACCCACCCCCAUCACUGUGUCACCGUCUUCAAUCCCAGUGAGAUCAACACUCACCUGCCGUUUUAUUGGGUGUCCAACCUGCAGCCCGCAGGCCGUGUGCAGCCCAGGAUGGCUGAGAAUGUGGCCCAACACAAAAUCGUAAAUUUACUUA